This is a messenger RNA of Aspergillus ruber CBS 135680, 631 nucleotides long. RefSeq lists its product as uncharacterized. Bases 165 to 548 code for a protein of 127 amino acids. Lineage: Eukaryota; Fungi; Ascomycota; Eurotiomycetes; Eurotiales; Aspergillaceae. The record is from RefSeq and is a predicted model, not a curated record. The transcript has a single exon.
UUCUGACAGGACUUUCGGUCUACAUACUUAUCUCCUAAAAUGACUGACGAUCACCUACCUUCAACACGAUACCGUCGACCACCUUUUCUUUUGAUUCUCACCGAUUUUGAUUGACAUAUGUCAAUCUGUCUAUACCUGUACAUUUCUUUGUGUUUUUUCAAGGAAUGUCCAUCCGGACUUCUCAAACCUCUAUCUUGGAUACGAUACGAGGCAUUGCAUACAUAUCACCGUCCUUUGCUUUUUCCUUUUCUUUUCACUUUUAUCACGGCCAGCAGGCGUUUCAGUUUCAUUUACAGCACAGGAGAUACCAACUUUGUAUCUUGUACCGAUUAAACGGCGCAUGUGGGAUUUAUUCAUUUUAUUUGGUUGUUCGAUUGGUUGGGUGGUGCUUAGGGCUAAAGCCAAGGAUUGAGGCGUUCUUUAUCUUUUUAUCUUUCUUUUUUGUGUGGAUUUGGUUUUUUCUUUUCUUUUCUUCUGAUCUUUUUUUAUUUCACUUCACUUCAUUUCUCCCUGCCAAUGCGGUAUUGGAGGAGGCGGGUCCUAAUUGAUAAUUUGGUAGAUUUAUUUAACAAGAGAGCAUACAUAUGCGACUUCAUACACUUAGACUCAGCUACCAAUAAACCCUUAAGCA